Messenger RNA from Mucor velutinosus, 1140 nucleotides. RefSeq lists its product as uncharacterized. Lineage: Eukaryota; Fungi; Mucoromycota; Mucoromycetes; Mucorales; Mucoraceae. The record is from RefSeq and is a predicted model, not a curated record. Gene Ontology annotation, biological process: N-acylethanolamine metabolic process; N-acylphosphatidylethanolamine metabolic process. Gene Ontology annotation, cellular component: membrane-bounded organelle; cytoplasm. The coding region runs from base 1 to 1140 and encodes 379 amino acids. The transcript is spliced from 3 exons. Gene Ontology annotation, molecular function: zinc ion binding; N-acylphosphatidylethanolamine-specific phospholipase D activity.
AUGCCUGUAUCAAGCAAUAAACGACUAUCCUUUGUCAACUUUCCUAUACCGUUUGAUCAUCCAUACACUAUACCCACUCUGAUUGCAACAGUGGGAGCAAGCGCAUUUUUAUACUAUUCACUGCAAGCAUCACACAAAGCAGACCUCAAAGAAGCGAUUCGACAACAAGUGGUACAUAAACGCAAACAUCUCAAGAGAAAGCAGGAGAAAUUUGCAAGCCUCAAGAUAGAGCACGAAUAUGUGAAUCCAUUUGCCGAGUGGACGCAACCGAGCAUCUCAUUUGUAGACUCUAUUUUGUAUUGGUUUGGCAUUAACAACAAUAAUCAAAUACCCAAAAUCGAGCAAGAUCUCAUUGAUACAUUGCCCAUGACGAGGCCAGAUUUCAACCACAACAAUACAAGCUUGACUUGGCUCGGUCAAUCUACGUGUCUGAUUACGCUGGAUGGUCUCAGAAUAUUGACAGAUCCUGUGUUUGAGCACGCCAAACGGCUUCGCCCACCACCAUGCUCAUUGCAAGACAUUGGAAACAUAGACAUAGUGCUAGUAUCUCAUCAGCACUUUGACCAUCUAGACGAAAAAGCAGUGGAGCAAAUAGGAGACAGCGCUACUUGGUACAUACCAUUGGGAUUGAGAGACUGGUUCUUCAAAAAGGGAAUAGUCAAUGUGAUAGAAUUGGACUGGUGGCAAGAGAUGCAUCACAAGGGACAUUCUGGCAUUGUCAUUGCUAGCGUGCCAUCCAUGCACACGAGUCCGAAGGAAGAGUCAUUAUGGUGCAGUUUUGUGAUCAAGAGUCAAAGCGAAAGGAUUUUUUUCUGUGGUGACACAGGCUACGUCCCUGAAUUAUUCCAAUCUAUACGAGACAUCUAUUCCCCAUUCACUAUGGCCGCUUUGCCUAUUGGCACAUUUGAACCACAAGCCAUGCUGAAAUCACUCCAUAUGACGCCCAAAGAGGCAAUCCAGGCACACGUUGAUUUGGGAUCACCCAGAAUUUCUAUUGGUAUUCAUUGGGGCACAUUUAUGAAAUCCAACGAACCGUAUCUAUCACCUAUCCAGCAGUUGUUUGAUUUAUACGGUAAAAUAGAGGAAAAUGAUUCAAGUCGUUUUAUUACAACAUCAUUUGGAGAGACUAUAUUUGCUUAA